Molecule: messenger RNA, 1076 nt
Organism: Melospiza melodia melodia
Lineage: Eukaryota; Metazoa; Chordata; Aves; Passeriformes; Passerellidae
Gene: LAMTOR1
Product: late endosomal/lysosomal adaptor, MAPK and MTOR activator 1
Exons: 5
Coding region: 65-550 (161 amino acids)
Biological process (GO): cellular response to amino acid stimulus; endosomal transport; positive regulation of MAPK cascade
Cellular component (GO): Ragulator complex; membrane raft; lysosome
Molecular function (GO): molecular adaptor activity; guanyl-nucleotide exchange factor activity
Source: RefSeq, a predicted model, not a curated record
GUGACUCGGCGCUCACGUGACCGCGCGGCGGCGGGGCCGUGCCGGAGCCGGGGCCGCGCUCGCCAUGGGCUGCUGCUACAGCAGCGAGGCCGAGGCCUCCGACCAGGAGGAAGAGACAAAGCGGCUGCUGGAGCCGGCAGCCAGCCCGCCCAACAAGGUGCUGAACGGAGCAGAGCAGAGCUACCACAACCUGCCGUCAGCACGCACCGAUGAGCAGGCCAUGCUGUCCUCCAUCCUCGCCAAAACAGCCAUCAACAUCAUCGACGUGUCGGCAGCGGAUUCCCAGGGCAUGGAGCAGCAUGAGUACAUGGACAGAGCCAGGCAGUACAGCACACGCCUGGCCAUGCUCAGCAACAACCUGACGCACUGGAAGAAGCUGCCACUGCUGCCAUCCCUGACUAACCAGCCACACCAAGUGCUCGCCAGUGACCCUGUCCCCUUUGCAGACCUGCAGCAGGUGUCCCGGAUAGCUGCCUAUGCCUUCAGCGCGCUCUCACAGAUCCGUGUUGACGCCAAAGAAGAACUGGUUGUACAGUUUGGCAUCCCCUGAACCUGCCCUCACCACUGCUGCUUCAGCGCUUUGGGUUGUUUUCGGUUUUUUCCUGAUUUUUUUUUCUCUUUGUAUCCCUUCCCUCCCCAUGCUGCUGCCACAGAACUUGGACAGAUACCCUGUUUCCUACUAAAUGCCAAGGCGCCCAUCAUUGGCACGUUGAGCCCACCUGCAGUGCUUGAGGCUUUCUCCUCCUCGUGGGUGGGUGGGUGGGUGGGUGGGUGUGCGUGGGGAAGAGGCUGUGUCAGCUGGAUGCUGCCUUGCACAGGGACAAGCACAAAGGGAACAGCCGGUGCAAGGAGGCCCUGGUGUGGGUCAGCACCAUAUGCCAGGUCACCAGGAUGGGUGGGCUGGAGCCAGGCAGAUGUGAUGCUCUGCAUGGGGCCUGGUGGCUCCAACACCAUCCCUUCUCCUUUUUACAUGUUUAGACCUUUAUUUCAGUUUUUUUUUUUUUUUCUUUUUUUUUUCUUUUUUUUUGUUUUUAAUUAUUAUUUUUGCCACAGUAGAUAAAGCCACGUUCAUCCAG